Betta splendens (Siamese fighting fish) is the source of this 4964-nucleotide messenger RNA. RefSeq names its product relaxin family peptide receptor 2a (gene rxfp2a). The coding region runs from base 403 to 2691 and encodes 762 amino acids. Gene Ontology annotation, cellular component: membrane. The record is from RefSeq and is a predicted model, not a curated record. Gene Ontology annotation, biological process: G protein-coupled receptor signaling pathway. Lineage: Eukaryota; Metazoa; Chordata; Actinopteri; Anabantiformes; Osphronemidae. The transcript is spliced from 20 exons. Gene Ontology annotation, molecular function: protein binding; G protein-coupled receptor activity.
CUCCAGUAAAUGACCGAGCCUCUGCACGAGAGGCGCAGAAAUGAAAUUCUACAUGUUUGGCGAGGGUAUAUUUCAGGCUAGUGUGAACGAGUGAGUGAAAACGGGAGAGAGAGAGAGAGAGAGAGAGGACGAAGGCGCCGGGGCUCUGAGCGGAGCCUUCACAGAGAACGGGAGGACGGCGCAGAGAGGAUGCGGCUGGUUUUGCGCACCCGCUCUCUGACUUUCAAAGCGUUCACUCCAGUCGAUGCGCCCGGUGGAUUUGGCCCAGUUUCCGUUUGACGUAUUCCUCGUGUCGCGUGCGCUUCGUCACAUUGGAUCGUCCGGGUUUUUCCGCUCGCUGAACCGGUUCGGCUGUGUCGAACCCGCGGCUGUGCAGCGGUCUGCGGCAUCUGCUGGAGCGACAUGAGCGCAGGGAAACUUCGGAGCUUCACGAUGAACGUACCUGUCAUCAUUUUGCUCAUCCACCUGACCCAACCCGAAAUUAAAGCGCUGGUGGCGAGCGGCGGCGGCGGCGGCCCAGACAGGUGCCCCCUGGGUCAGUUCCCCUGCGGGAACCUGAGCGAGUGCCUUCCUCAGGCCCUGCAGUGCAACGGACACAAGGACUGUGUGAACGGAGCGGACGAGCGGCGCUGCGGAGACAACAUCGGAUGGGCCGACUUAUUUGGCCGAACGCUGCAGAACCUGGGCCCGGUGGACCAGUACUACCUGAAUGAGUGUUCGCUGCAGGAGUAUCCAGAGAGCUGCGACUGCACGCGCACCGACGUGGAGUGUGUGGAGGUGGAGCUGCAGGACGUCCCUCGCCUCUCCCCCAACGUCACCUGGCUAUCGUUGAGGAGCAACAAGAUCCGAGUGCUGUCGGAUUUCGUUUUCUCCGAAUACUCGGCUCUACAGAGGCUGUUCCUGCAAAACAACAGUCUCCAGUUCAUAUCUGAACACGCCUUCAGCGGCCUGCACAGCUUAAAGAGGCUGUUCCUCAGUCAGAACCUGAUCUCCUCCCUGAGCCCCGGCGUGUUUGGGGACCUCCAUCAGUUGGAGUGGCUGAUGUUGGAUCAUAACCCACUAAGCAGCUUGUCCCAGGACACGUUCAUUGGCCUCCAGUCUCUCAUGUACCUGUCCAUGGUGGAUAUCUCGCUGCAGCAGCUUCCUCAGCCCAGCUUCUGUCAACACAUGCCCACGCUGGACUGGCUGGAUCUUGAGGGAAACCAGAUUCAAACCAUCAACUACUCCAUACUGAAGACCUGCAGCAAGCUUGAGGUUCUAUUACUGAUGGACAACAGGAUCAGAAGAGUCCCUGAAAACACCUUCCAGUCUCUAUGGAAACUGGCCGAACUGAAUCUGUCCAGCAACAGGAUCAGGGAGCUGCCGAAGAACACCUUUAAAAGCCUCUCCAAGUCCCUCCUCAAACUGUCUGUUUCUUGUUGCAGAAACAUCUCCUAUAAUCCUCUUCUCCGAGUUCACCCCACCCACUUCAGCCAUCUGACACAGCUCCAGUCUCUGGCCCUGGAAGGCAUAGAGAUUCCAGACAUUCAGACAAAGAUGUUUCUGCCGAUGAUGAAUCUGUCCCACAUAUACUUCAAGAAGUUCCAGUACUGCUCCUACGCGCCCCACGUCAGGUCCUGCAAGCCCAACACCGACGGCAUUUCGUCCUUCGAGGACCUGCUGGCCAACAUAGUGCUGCGGGUCUCUGUGUGGGUCAUGGCCUUCAUCACCUGCUUCGGCAACCUCCUCGUCAUCGGCAUGAGGUCGCUGAUACGAGCUGAGAACAAUCUGCACGCUGCCUGCAUCAAGGUCCUCUGCUGUGCAGACUGCCUGAUGGGAGUUUACCUGUUUUUCGUGGGAGUGUUUGAUGUAAAGUUUCGUGGGCAGUACAAUCGCAACGCCCUGUUAUGGAUGGAGAGCAUGGAAUGCCGCACCAUUGGAUUCCUGGCCAUGCUGUCGUCAGAGGUCUCUGUUCUUCUCCUGACUUACCUGACUCUGGAGAAGUUCCUGGUUAUUGUCUUCCCCUUCAGCAACCUGCGUCCGGGGAAACUUCAGACCGGAGUGGUGCUGGCCUCGAUCUGGCUGCUGGGCUUCAUCAUUGCUGCCGUGCCCCUGAUGAACGAGGACGUGUUUGGGAACUACUAUGGACGUAACGGGGUCUGCUUCCCUCUGCAUUCUGACAGGCAAGAAAAACCUACAGCCAAAGGAUAUUCCACAGGGAUAUUUCUGGGUCUGAACCUGGUGGCGUUCCUGGUGAUCGUCUGCUCCUACUGCAGCAUGUUCUACUCCAUCUACAAAACCGGCAUCAAUGCCACGGACCUGAGGAGCCGGCUGCACAAAGACGUGGCCGUGGCCAACAGGUUCUUCUUCAUCGUGUUCUCUGAUGCCCUCUGCUGGAUUCCUAUAUUUCUGGUGAAAAUCCUCUCACUGUUGGAAGUGGAGAUACCUGGCACCAUCUCCAGCUGGGUGGUCAUCUUCAUCCUCCCCAUCAACAGUGCCUUGAACCCCAUCCUCUACACUUUGACCACCAGCUUUUUCAGAGAGCAGGUGGAACUUUUACUCUGCCGCUGGCAGAGAAGACACGUGUCCAAAAAAGACCGCAAGAGCCUCACGUCCUCCACGACCUUCAUGGACGCGUCGCGCGCCUCCUGCUGCCAGUCGGCCUACCUGCAGCGGGUGACUCUGAGCGGCGCCGAUCCCCGCUACGCCUGAGGGAACAGGAAGCACGGGCAGAACAGACUGACAUUAUCAUGCUCUGACAUGCUUUACAAUCGUAAUAAUGACUAUUACGUCCAACGCUGUUUACAACCGCCCUCAUACAUGAACACGCACCCACAUCAGGGCUGAUGUCUGGUUUAAGGAGCCAACGGGAGGAUGGAAAAAGCCAUGGAUCAAAGCAUCGACCUAAUGAUGGACGGAUGAACCUUCUACCACUGAGCUGCAGCUGCUCCUACGCUAAGACAUUUUAUAAGGUAGAUAAGUGGGAAGAAGAGGAAUAAAUACCAGCAUUUAUCAGUUCAUCUUCUUCCUUAAGGAGAAAGCUCUUAGACAUUAUAUAAUUAACUCUAUAUUAAAUAUGAAGUUAGGUAAAAAGGAGAGGGGGAAACUGGAACAAAUGCUGCUCAGUUUGGAGUGACUGAAGUGAAGAUGAGGCUGAAAAAGGCCGUUUUGAAGGCGAUGACUCUUUGAUUGCACUUGACCUAGCACUUAGGCGUUGUUUAUCAAAUUAUAAUGCUGGAAAUGUGUCAGUGGCUGUAUUCGGGUUAAUUAAUGUGCAUAUUAACAAUGUCAUAUUUAAAAUUCAAAUGCAAAAAUCCAGCUUUGCUUUUUCAAGUGUCAUCCGUCAGGUAAAAAGCAAAAGCAGCAUCUGCUUCACAUUGUUCCAAAUGAGAGGGCGGUGAUCUGACGCUGCCUCCCAGCAGACGAUCUGGGUUUGCAGCGUUCACACGCGUGUGUUCCUUUAAGCCCACAAACGUCCUGAUGUUUCAAGUGUGAGUGUGUUUAUUUAUAACAUCUCUUUCUGUUUUGUUCUCAUUUGAUCUCCUCUGUCAGCUGUUGGCUUCAGUAACUUGACAGUUUUUUUGAUUUAAGCUAGAAUUCUGCUUUUGUCCAAAAGGUAAAGGUACAAAUAAAGUUUUGAAAGGAAGGGAUUAGCAUUUUAGCAGAUUUGGUGUUAAUAAUGGAACACACACUUAUUGUUCACACUAAGCUAAUAAUAAAUGUUUGUUUAUAACCAUGUACAAUUUUUAUGAAUUUGUAUUGAAUAAGAUGAUAAAGGCAAGUGUUUCUUUUCUGCCACAAACAUUUGUUAUGGAUACAAUUUAAACUGAGCCAUUGCAACUUAAGAAUGUCAAAAAGUCAAAACGCUAAUCACCAAUGUAAAGGCAACUACAUUUUACCCUCUGACUGUUUCAUGUAUUAUAUAUAAUCCUUCAGCAUUCAGAGUAUAAACUGAUGCCAUUUUGGCCAUAUUUCAGAAAUAAUGGGUCUAGUUUGUAAUUGUAUUUCUUUCUGAAGGUUUUUUGCAUUUAUUUUAAAGCACGUACUGGAAAUGAAAUGUUAGAAAAUCUUCACUGUUCAGUAGAUUAUAAGUGGAGCAUUACUAAAAUACUCCAAGACGUAUGCCCUGCAAAAAGGACCCCAAAUCCGAUAAAAUAAUGGUCCAAGUGCAAAAGUCUAUGUGUGCCUACACAGAGGUUUAUGGCAGGACAUCACAGAGGAAACAGCUGCUCUCAUCACUGUGUAACCAAUGUUUGUCAAAGACUCUAGUGUUUGCAAGAAGCCAGGAUUCCUUUAGAAGAACAUGAAGCUAAGUACGGUUUACGUGCCACUGUCCACCAGCUAAAGGUCAGCAAAGGUUUGUCUGAUCAAAGCGCAAAAGGAUGCAGUGGACUGAACUCUGGUGGUCUUUCAGUGCAUCUGAGAAUAAGAAUUGUCAAAGAAUGUUGUGAGAGUUUGGCUGUGCAGCUAGUGGAAGAAUGUUUUGAAGUAAUUGCUGCUGUUUUUAAGCUCCUGUUUACUUUUUUACAUUUUUUAAGCACAAAACUAAUUGUUGUUGAAGGUUCCACAGUUUUUUAUUCCUAUGGUGUCUGUUUUUGUUCAUAACAUGGUUCCUCACCAAACUGGACUUGAUUUCAUUUCAUACAUGUAAAAUAAUUUCACUCAUCAUCUCAAAACAAAACAGUUCAUCAGUUCUGUUUUGCUGUGUGUGAGUCAGACGUCACCUGGACUGUUAACUCUGGUUCAUGUUUCUAUUUAUACUUUUUAUACUGAUAUAUGUGUAUUAUGUGUUUGUUUUCAUUGCCCUUCAACAGCUGCUUUAAUCAGUGAUUGUCAUCAAGGACCAGGAAGAUGUGCAUGGGCUUGGUUUUGUAUAUUAUUUGGUACAGGGAAAUGUCUUGCCAGUGUUUGCUCUGUAAGUCAUUGUAUGUUGGUGACUUCUGUGUUUACCAUUUUCUAAAACAAUUAAAAAAGAGACUAUUUUG